Molecule: messenger RNA, 1887 nt
Organism: Vicia faba (fava bean)
Lineage: Eukaryota; Viridiplantae; Streptophyta; Magnoliopsida; Fabales; Fabaceae
Source: the annotation of a GenBank genome assembly
AUGUCUGAAAACGGUGAAGAGAAAUUACUCGCUGUGGCGCGCCACAUAGCAAAAACGCUAGGCCACAACAACAACAUCAUGGCCGAUGAUAUCCUCCAAAUAUUCUCCAACUUCGACGGUAGAUUCUCCAAGGAGAAACUAUCCAACGAAGGUGCAGGGAAUGAUUCCCUACGCUGCGCUGCACUUGAACAAACUAUUAACUCUCUCCACCGUCGGAUUUCUCAUCAUCUUUCAUCGGAAGAUUUUAUCUGCUAUAACUCCGCCGCGUUUCUCGCCGCCGUUGACGAGCUUGUUUCUACUAUUGAAGACUGGAGUCCUCUCUCCGAUGAUAAAACCGUCGGCGCGUGUCUUAUACGCGCCGAUGAUAUACUCCAGCAAGCUAUGUUCCGUGCGGAGCAAGAGUUUCGAACACUUAUGGAACUCGGAGGUGAGUCGUUUGACCUGUCUCGGAGUAAAGAAAAGUCAACUCUGUAUGACUUGAACGGCGAAGAGGAGGAGAAUGAAGAAGAAGUUGACGGCGAAGAUGACGUGAUUCCGGUGGCGAAGGCGGUUGUUGAUUACAACGUGGUGAUAGACGCGCUUCCGCCGGCGACGUUGAACGGACUGAGAGAAAUCGCGAAACGGAUGUUGGCGGCGGGGUUUGGGAAGGAGUGUUCGCACGUGUAUGGAGUUUGCAGGAGGGAGUUCUUGGAGGAGAGUUUGUCGAGGUUAGGGUUACAGAAACUGAGUAUCUCAGAGGUUCAUAAGAUGCCAUGGCAGGAGCUUGAAGACGAGAUUGAACGAUGGAUUAAAGCGUCUAACGUUGCUCUUAAAAUCCUCUUUCCGAGUGAGCGGCGUCUCGGUGACCGUGUUUUCUCCGGUUUGUCUUCUUCGUCAGCUGUCGCGGAUCUGUCUUUCAUGGAGGUCUGUCGUGGAUCAGCGAUUCAGUUGCUGAAUUUUGCAGAUGCUGUGGCCAUUGGUAGUCGCACACCGGAGCGGUUGUUUAGAGUCCUCGACGUGUUUGAGACAUUGCGUGACCUGAUUCCGGAGUUUGAAGCAUUGUUCUCUGAUCAGUAUUGCUUGUUUCUUGUUAAUGAAGCUAUCACAAUUUGGAAGAGGUUAGGAGAAACUAUAAGAGGGAUUUUCGCGGAACUUGAGAAUUUGAUUAGCCGUGAUCCUGUGAAGGCGGUUGUUCCCGGUGGUGGUCUUCAUCCCAUCACUCGUUAUGUGAUGAACUACCUUCGCGCUGUGUGUCGUUCGCAUCAAACCCUAGAGCUUGUUUUUAAAGACAAUGCACUUUCUUUGAAGGAUUACGCUAAGGAUGAUGAUAGGUUGCAAUCAAAUUCUCCGUUUUCGGUUCAAAUUUCAUGGAUUAUGGACUUGUUGGAACGAAAUUUGGAUGCGAAGUCUAAACUUUACAAAGACCCUGCUUUGUGCUCUGUUUUUAUGAUGAAUAAUGGGAGAUAUAUUGUUAAGAAGGCUAAAGACAGUGAAUUGGGAACACUUUUGGGUGACGAUUGGAUAAGAAAACACAGUACAAAAGUGCGACAAUGCUAUUUGAACUAUCAAAGAAGCUCGUGGAACAAGUUGUUAGGAUUUUUGAAGGUGGAGACAAUGGCUGCAAAGCCCAUGAAGGAGAAACUAAAGAUGUUCAAUCUUCAUUUUGAAGAGAUAUGCCGGGUUCAAUCUCAGUGGUUUGUCUUUGAUGAGCAACUCAGGGAAGAGUUAAGGAUCUCGGUCGAAAAGCUCUUGUUGCCUGCUUAUGGAAGCUUUAUUGGAAGGUUUCAAAUUAUUCCGGAGUUUGCUAAGAAUGGUGAUAAGUAUAUCAAGUUUGGAAUGGAGGACAUUGAAGACAGGCUUAACAAUUUGUUUCAGGGAAGCAGUGGAUCAAAUGGUGGCCGAAAGUGA